Pisolithus orientalis is the source of this 1236-nucleotide messenger RNA. RefSeq names its product S-adenosyl-L-methionine-dependent methyltransferase. Gene Ontology annotation, cellular component: mitochondrial matrix; mitochondrial DNA-directed RNA polymerase complex. The record is from RefSeq and is a predicted model, not a curated record. Gene Ontology annotation, molecular function: mitochondrial transcription factor activity. Gene Ontology annotation, biological process: transcription initiation at mitochondrial promoter. NCBI's taxonomy places the organism in Eukaryota, Fungi, Basidiomycota, Agaricomycetes, Boletales, Pisolithaceae. The transcript is spliced from 9 exons. The coding region runs from base 1 to 1236 and encodes 411 amino acids.
AUGUCUCUCUUGUUCAUGCUCAGGCGUGGACCAGCUUCUUCAGUGAAGUGUUGCUACGGAAAGGCGCGAAACACACCUGAAGAAUUCUUUCCGUCUCCCAGGAGAACCCCAACAGCCUUCACAAUUCGACCUUACUCAGUCAAGGAGAGCACAGCUGACACGCCUCGAUCCCGAGAUGACAGUCAAUCUAUUGUCAUUCGAUCCAAAACGCGUUCAACGCAAAGGAAGCGCAAAGUGACUUACACUUCUGACAACAAGUUCCAUCUACCAGCUCAAGACGACUGGUCAGCAGCGCUUGUCGCUGAUGCUUUUGUCCCAGCGGGAUCCAAGGACAAGGUCAUAAUCGAGGCAUUCCCGGGCCCCGGUGUAUUGACGCGCGCAUUAAUGGCUCUGCCCAAGGAACGUAUACGGAAAAUCAUCGUCCUGGAGCAUUUGGAGCCGUACCUCGAAUUUCUCAAACCACUUGAAGCAGCGGACUCCCGAGUGCACGUACUCCCAUUAGACGGCUAUUCCUGGAAUAGCUACCAGAAGCUAGAGGCGGAUGGUUACCUCAACGACAUCAAUACAUUUCCAUGGGAUCAGUCUCAUCCACACUUGCACUUCAUUGCACAUCUUCCGACGUCCGUAUACGGGGAACAACUCAUCGCCCAGUUCCUUAGACUUAUCCCGGAUGGUGGCUGGCUCUUUCAGUACGGUCGUGUUCCAAUGAGUUAUGUGAUGCAUGACUGGCUAUGGGAACGUGUUUCAGCAAGCACCGAAUCAUUGAAUCGUUGCAAGCUUUCUGUCAUUGCUCAAGCCGUAUCAUCCUUUGCUCAGCCUCUCUCUCCAGAAGCUUUGUUCCCGUAUGACCAACAUUUCUGGCCGUCAAGCGUAGUUCCAGGGCACAGAGUCACUCCUAUGACGGCGGUAACUAUGGACCCCUUGAAAAGACAGGCAAGAAUUAUUGAGAAAGGAAUGCUUGACAAAUGGGACUACUGUUUACGCAAACUAUUCGUCCUGAAGUCCAAGAAAUUAGAACGUGCAAUUGGGCACUUGGCGCCCGGUUCCACCGCCUUGCUUUCCUACCUUACAGACCCCACUCUCCCUACCGACCACCCUGCCCGUGCAGAUGUUUUGAAGUUGAUACGUAAGAUGGAAACCACAGAUUGGGCAGCUCUUGUGCGUGCAUUCGAUGCGUGGCCAUUUGCACCGGAGGAUCUUCUCAUUACGGAAUCGUUUUCUCGGGAAGGAGGAUAA